AUGACAGUGCUAUUAACCGAUUAUUCAAUUCAAACAUGGAUUAGUGCAUUAGUUGGUGCUGCUGCUGUUGGUCUUGUUGGUAUUAUACCCUUAUUUAUUGUUCCAAAUGAACAAAGCAAAACCAAUAAACCAUAUUUGGAAAUAUUAUUAAGUGUAGCUGUUGGUAGUCAAUUGGCUGAUGUUUUUUUACAUUUAUUACCAGAAGCAUUUGCACAUCCACAUGCAUCAUCACUAUAUAUUGGUCUUUGGACACUUAUUGGACUUUUUCUUUUUUUUAUUAUUGAACAAAUAUUUCCUGAUGAUCAUAGUGAAGAUUCCGAUUCAAAAAUUAAAACAACUGGUUAUUUAAAUUUAUUGGCAAAUUUUAUUGAUAAUUUAACACAUGGUGCAGCUAUUGGUGGUAGUUUUGCUAUUAGUCCAUUAGUUGGUAUAACAACAUUAGCUGGAAUUAUAAUUCAUGAAAUUCCUCAUGAAAUGGGAGAUUUUGCAAUACUUUUAAAAUCAGGUUUUGAUCGAUGGCAAGCUACCAAAGCACAAAUAAUUACUGGUUUAGGAGGAGUACUUGGUGCUUCUAUUGCACUUUUGUAUUCAAAUUCUGUUCAUAGUACUCUAUGGGUUUUACCAUUUACUAGUGGCGCUUUCCUUUAUGUUGCAUUAGUUAAAACAGUACCUGAUUUAUUAAAAGAAAAUGAUUUAGCGCAUUCACUUCGACAACUAAUUGGUGUACUUGGAGGUCUUUUUAUUAUGUAUUUCAUAGUAAUUUAUAUUGGAUAA
This is a messenger RNA of Adineta steineri, 774 nucleotides long. Lineage: Eukaryota; Metazoa; Rotifera; Eurotatoria; Adinetida; Adinetidae. The record is from the annotation of a GenBank genome assembly.